UCUAUUCUUGGAAGAUCCGCCCAAAAGGAUUGUGUGGCCUCCCGCUUGCCACUCCCUUCAGUCCCUUGAGCCGUUGAUCACGUUUUUUGUUUCUCUCUCUCUCUCUAUAGUAGGCAACUGGUAGUUCUCCCUUCAUAGAAAGAUUCACACCAAGAAUUUAUAAAAAAAAAAGGUUGAUCCCCAACUUUAAGGCCCCCAGACCCUGUCUUGGGCCAUCGUGGAGGAGGUAAAUCGCAGGAUGUGCCUCCCAGGAGCCAGCGUAGAGAGCACAUGGAUAGGCCAAGGCUGUUUACCCAUAUGAUAACUCCCGCUUGCAACAAAGCCAAUUCCACCUUGGGGGAAUCGAACUCUGCACACUGUCGCGCUGAGCCCUAUCCACCCUCCCUUUGGCACUGGGAGAUAUGCCCUGGGGCACACCAAGAAUUUAUAAGUAGGUGCGUGGUGGUUACUGGUUAGGUAGCAAAUGCUAAUUCAGUCGGAAUUUAACGAGAGUAGGUCUAUAAAACAAUUAAAUCCGUAGUUCAAAAGAGGAAAUUAUAACUCAGUAGUGUUUAUUUUCCGGCAAUGAAACUUGCCGGAGUAUUCACCGGUGUGUUCCUUUUGGUGGCGAUAUACUGUGCCGUGGACCCGUACAAGCACAGUGCGAUAUCUGAAUUCCCGGAGUUUGAGGCGUUUAAGAUCGAAAUGCCGGCGUGGUCUGAAAUCCCACUUGAGAAAGACCCUGAAAAUUUGUUGCAAAAAUCUGAAAUCAAGUUCUUGAACCAAGUUCAAGGGCCGGAGAGCAUAGCGUUCGACCAGGCCGGCCGCGGCCCAUACACUGGGGUGGCUGAUGGGAGGGUUGUCUUUUGGGAUGGUGUGAAAUGGACAGAUUUUGCUUACACUUCGGCUAAUCGGUCUGGACUAUGUGACCCAAAACCAUCGCCCAUUGGCUAUUUGAAGAACGAGCAUAUCUGUGGAAGGCCAUUGGGUCUAAGAUUCGACAAAAGAACUGGUGAUUUGUACAUUGCAGAUGCAUAUUUGGGGUUGAUGAAAGUUGGGCCUGAAGGUGGUUUAGCAACGUCCCUGGCAACUGAGGCCGAAGGAAUUCCUCUCGGGUUUACUAAUGACUUGGACAUUGACGAUGAAGGGAAUGUCUAUUUUACCGAUAGCAGCACCAAAUUCCAAAGAAGGAACUUCAUGCAGUUGGUUUUUUCUGGAGAAGAUAGUGGGAGAAUGCUGAAGUACAAUCCCAAGACAAAAGAGACUACUAUUCUUGUUCGGAAUCUCCAGUUUCCAAAUGGUGUGUCCCUAAGUAAAGACGGAUCGUUUCUUGUGUUCUGUGAGGGUUCAAUUGGCAGGUUGCGGAAGUAUUGGUUGAAAGGUGAAAAGGUCCACACCUCUGAAACAAUGGCCGUGUUGCCUGGAUCUCCCGAUAAUGUCAGAACAAAUGAAAAGGGUGAAUUUUGGGUUGCAAUCCAUUGUCGUCGAUCUAUAUUCGCUUAUCUAUCCGCUCUAUACCCGAAAGUCCGGAAAUUCUUGCUAAAGCUUCCAAUAGCUGCAAAGAUCCAUUAUCUCAUGACAAUCGGAGGGCGCCUUCAUGCCGUUGUAGUGAAGUAUAGUCCAGAAGGUAAGCUUUUAAAGAUUUUGGAGGACAGGCAAGGGAAAGUUGUUAAAGCAGUAAGUGAGGUGGAGGAGAGGAAUGGGAAGCUUUGGAUGGGGAGUGUUUUGAUGCCAUUUAUUGCAGUUUAUGAAUUAGACUACGGCCCCGUUUGAUUGAGGAUAUUUCCCUGGAUUUCCAUUUUCCAAAUUUUGUAUUGUUUGAUAACAAAAGUUUUCCAUGAAUUCAUUUUCCACUUUUUCCCC
Olea europaea var. sylvestris is the source of this 1842-nucleotide messenger RNA. RefSeq names its product protein STRICTOSIDINE SYNTHASE-LIKE 3-like. Gene Ontology annotation, biological process: biosynthetic process. The record is from RefSeq and is a predicted model, not a curated record. The transcript is spliced from 4 exons. The coding region runs from base 565 to 1752 and encodes 395 amino acids. NCBI's taxonomy places the organism in Eukaryota, Viridiplantae, Streptophyta, Magnoliopsida, Lamiales, Oleaceae. Gene Ontology annotation, molecular function: strictosidine synthase activity.